Molecule: messenger RNA, 1136 nt
Organism: Maniola jurtina (meadow brown)
Lineage: Eukaryota; Metazoa; Arthropoda; Insecta; Lepidoptera; Nymphalidae
Exons: 3
Coding region: 30-1136 (368 amino acids)
Source: RefSeq, a predicted model, not a curated record
GUUUCAGAGAAAUUGUUUGUCUAUCUAUAAUGAGUGGAAGACAUGGGAAUAAAACUCGUUUAUUUAUGAGUGCUAAACGAAAAAAACAUCAUUUCCGUAUAAAACGACAGACCCACUUUGCACCGGAUACAGUACCAUCUAAUAAUGAAAACAAAGAAAAUUCUGCAACAGCAUUGAAUACACCUUCCAAGGAGACUCAAGAACUGAUGGAAGAAAAUGUCAGCUCCUCCUCGUCAAUUACUAGACUCAAUGAUUUGAAUAUAGUUUGUGAGAACGAUGAUGAUGACUGUGAUGAAGAGAUAUCAAACGAUAAAUUAUCAGGACGCAGAAUCGUAGAUAUUAAAUAUUUGUUUUCUUCGAUUUCAAAUAUUAAACACCAACAUACAGAUUGCACGUUUGCUGAUUUAAAGUUUGUAAAAGAGCUACGAAAGGGUUUUACGAGCCAAUAUGUAUUCAGAUGCAAAAUGUGUCAAAAAGUUGAAACUGUGCACAGUGAAGACCCAACAUCAAAACUAAAUACUAAUACUGCAAUUGUGGAAGGAAUACUAUGUUCAGGAAAUGGAUAUGCUCAAUUGAACGAAAUUUGCAGUGUGUUAAAUAUGCCAAAUAUGCAUCAAAAUACAUAUACCAAAAUUGAACAAUCUCUAACCCCAUUGAUUGAAGAAUGUGCCAUAGAGGAGAUGAUCGCAGCAGGUGAAGAAGAAAAACGGCUGGCCAUUUUAAAUGGCGAGAUAGAUAAAGAAGGUUGUCCAGUAAUUACCGUAGUUGCAGAUGGCUCGUGGGCGAAACGUUCAUAUAAAAGUGGUUUUAGCUCUGCCUCUGGUGCUGGUUGCAUUGUUGGAAUGAGAACAAAAAAAGUAUUGUUUCUUGGGGUUAGAAAUUCCUACUGCUGUAUAUGUUCAAGAAGUAUAAAGCUUAAUAAAGAUGUAACUGAACACAGAUGUUUUAAAAACUGGUCCGAUAGUGCAAACGCUAUGGAGGCAGACAUCAUUGCAGAAGGUUUCGCUAAAAGUGUAGAAAUGCACGGAAUAAAAUAUAAAAAUCUUGUUGGAGAUGGUGAUUCGAGCAUAAUGAAAAAGUUGUUACUGAAAAAGCCUUAUGGCUCUGAUUUUACAAUAUCCAAAAUUGAGUGUUGA